AUGGGUGCCUUUACCAAACGCAAGCUCAGCAAUGCUCACCUCCCCGAGGAUGAGCGACCCCAGGUUGAGCUGGCGCAGAACCAGAGCGUCAGCCCGGAUGAGCAAAAGGUCACAGCCUUGGCCGUGGCUGCCGGCUUCACGGCCAGUCUCGGCGGCCUCAUCUUUGGCUACGUCAGUGGUGAAAUCUCUGGUUUCUUCCCCAUGAAGGAUUACUCGCGUCGAUUUGGCCAGCUCGGCGCCAACGGUCUUUACGAAUUCAGCGCGGCGCGACAGGGCACGAUUGUCGGUCUCGUCAGCAUUGGCGCCCUCAUUGGUGCCCUGAUUGCCGGCAAGAUGGCCGACAUGCUCGGUCGCAGAAUGGCCAUUUCUCUUACUGCCUUCUUCACCUGCAUCGGCACCGUCAUUGAGAUUUCUUCCAGCACGCACUGGGUCCAGUUCGCCAUUGGCCGACUCAUCACUGGUCUGAGCAUUGGUUCUCUGUCGGUCGUCGUGCCCAUGUACCAGUCCGAAUGCUCACCUGCCCCCAUCCGCGGCGUGGUUGUUUCUUCAUAUCAGCUCCUCAUUACUUUUGGUAUCUGGCUCGCCGAGAUUGUCAACUUUGGCACCGAAAAGAUGGCCAAUAGUGCAUCGUGGCGCAUUCCCAACGGCCUUUCUUUUGCCUGGGCCUUGGUUCUUGGAACACUUAUUCUCUUCUUCCCCGAGUCCCCACGAUACGCAUACGGCCGCGGUCGCACUCAAGAGGCUCGCACGACGAUUGCCAAACUCGCUGGUCUGCCAGAAAACUCAGUCACCGUCGAACACCAGAUCAACGACCUUCAGAACAAAAUCAACGAGGAGAGUGAACUAUCAAAGGAAUUCAGCUUUUUCGAAAUCUUUACUGGACCACGAAUGUUCUACCGAACCAUACUGGGUAUUACCCUAGGAGCUGGACAGCAGCUCGUCGGCGUCAACUAUUUUUUCUAUUUUGGAACAACCGUCUUCGCAUCUACCGGUCUUAGCAACAGUUACGUCACCCAGCUUAUCCUGGGAUCUGUGAACGUGGUUGCCACUAUCGUGUCCCUCUGGAUUGUUAGCAGAUACGGAAGACGUCCUAUCCUCAUGAUGGGUGCGGGCUGGAUGUCCAUGUGCUUCUUGAUCUACGCAUUCGUCGGACACUUUGGUGACCCUUCGAAUAACUCGACAACCGGUAGCGUCUUGAUCGUCUUCUCUUGUCUUUCCAUUGUCGCUUUUGCCGUCUCCUGGGGCCCGGUCGUCUGGGCCGUCAACUCGGAGCUGUACCCUCUCCGCUACCGCAGUGUCUGCAUGGGUCUGGCUACUGCCGCGAAUUGGUUCUGGAACUUUAUGCUGUCAUUCUUCACCCGCUUCAUUACUGACAAGAUUGACUACCUCUAUGGCCUCGUCUUUGCCGGCUGCUGUGCUGCCUUGGUCGUCAUUGUCUUCUUCUUCGUCAUUGAGUCCAAGGACCGCACUCUGGAGGAAGUCGACCUCAUGUACAUUCAGCACGUUAAUCCAAUCACUUCUGCCAAGUGGGAAAGCGGCGCUUACCACAAGGAGGGUCGCAGCACUGGCGUGGAUGCCUCUCCUAGCGCUGAGGCGUAA
Messenger RNA from Beauveria bassiana ARSEF 2860, 1599 nucleotides. RefSeq names its product hexose transporter-like protein. The record is from RefSeq and is a predicted model, not a curated record. Gene Ontology annotation, cellular component: plasma membrane. The coding region runs from base 1 to 1599 and encodes 532 amino acids. Gene Ontology annotation, molecular function: carbohydrate:proton symporter activity. The transcript has 2 exons. Gene Ontology annotation, biological process: transmembrane transport; carbohydrate transport. NCBI's taxonomy places the organism in Eukaryota, Fungi, Ascomycota, Sordariomycetes, Hypocreales, Cordycipitaceae.